Molecule: messenger RNA, 2481 nt
Organism: Perca fluviatilis (European perch)
Lineage: Eukaryota; Metazoa; Chordata; Actinopteri; Perciformes; Percidae
Product: sodium-coupled neutral amino acid transporter 3-like
Exons: 16
Coding region: 534-1952 (472 amino acids)
Biological process (GO): glycine transport; L-histidine transmembrane transport; L-glutamine transport
Molecular function (GO): L-glutamine transmembrane transporter activity; glycine transmembrane transporter activity
Source: RefSeq, a predicted model, not a curated record
GGCGGGCAGUGGGAAGUGUCAGGGUCAGGGGGUAGGAGCGUUGAAACAUGGAAACAAUUCAAUAGGCCCAGCGGGUGCAGUAUGAGCAGGCCAUAGGCGGCGAGUGAAUUCCCCACAGAGCAAUCCAUCACCAGAGCCCCUGAGAGAAAGCCACAGUUGCCUUGUUUUCUUUCUUUUUUUUGGAAAGGAAGAGGAGUGUCUCUACAUGUGACAUCACAAGAAACUUGAAACCGUCAUUUUCAGCAAGCAGCCCUCCCAACUCACUGCCCGCUCCCACAUUUGCUCCCCUCUCCCCAAUCUCUCCCCGAAGGUGCUCCGUGCUCCAGAAACAGGCCAGUGUUGGUAUCCUCUCAGCCCCCAAACUAUCCCUCUGAUCCCAGGAACUUCAACACACAGGCCACCCCUCCCCCCUCUCCCCACACACCUCUGCUUCAGAAAGUCAGCCGGGUCUGUUUUCUGGAGAUAUACCGAUUUCACCUUUCAAAAACUUCUCUCUCUAUCUGACGGAAUAAGUCAGCCUAUGUCCCUAAAGUAUGGAACUGCAGAAGCUAUCAAUUGGUAAUCAUCACCUUGAUGAUGCUGUGCCUGCGGAGGGAGGAAUCCCAGCAGAGGAGGAAAUGUUCCUGCCACACAAGAGCGAUGGAUCAAAGAGACCUCAGUUCACAGACUUUGAGGGUAAAACCUCUUUUGGGAUGUCUGUCUUCAACCUGAGCAAUGCCAUCAUGGGCAGCGGCAUUCUGGGUCUGUCCUACGCCAUGUCCAACACUGGCAUCGUCCUUUUCCUGAUCCUGCUGACAUGUAUCGCCGCUCUGUCCUGUUACUCCGUCCAUCUGCUGCUCCGCAGUGCUGGGGUUGUGGGUAUUCGUGCCUACGAGCAGCUCGGCAUGAGAGCUUUUGGUCACCCAGGGAAGAUCGUAGCAGCUAUCGUCAUCACGCUACAUAACAUCGGAGCCAUGUCCAGCUACCUGUUCAUAGUCAAAUCGGAGUUACCGCUGGUCAUCCAAGCCUUUCUGGGCCAGACAUCCAGCUCUGACGACUGGUUCAUGAAUGGAAACUACCUCAUCAUCAUCGUCACUCUGGGCAUCAUCCUCCCCCUGGCUCUGAUGAAACACCUGGGCUAUCUUGGUUACACCAGCGGCUUCUCUCUCUCCUGCAUGGUCUUCUUCCUCUCUGCGGUCAUCUACAAGAAAUUCAACAUUGCUUGCCCUCUGGAAGUGUUUGGCAACUACUCUGUGACCACCGACGUCUCAGAGGACACAUGCGCUGUCAAAUACCUCACCAUCAACCAAGAGACGGCGUAUACCAUCCCCAUCCUGGCAUUUGCUUUCGUAUGUCACCCCGAAGUGCUUCCCAUCUACACUGAACUGACCAACCCAACCAAGAGAAGAAUGCAGAAUAUUGGGAACGUUUCCAUCCUGGGCAUGUUCAGCAUGUACUUCCUCACCGCCACAUUCGGCUAUCUGACCUUCUACGGGAACACUGAGGCAGAGCUGCUCCAUACCUACAGUAAGGUGGACCCCCUGGACACUCUGAUCCUGUGUGUUCGCCUGGCUGUCCUGGUGGCAGUCACUCUGACUGUACCCGUGGUCUUGUUUCCUAUCCGGCGGGCCCUCCUGCAGCUGCUGUUUCCAGGGAAAGCCUUCCACUGGCUGCGUCACAUCGCCAUCGCCUUGUGUCUGCUGUUUGUUGUCAACCUGCUGGUCAUCCUCGUUCCUAACAUCCGAGACAUCUUCGGCAUUACAGGGGCAACCACUGCUCCCAGUCUGAUCUUCAUCCUUCCUGGACUGUUCUACAUUCGCAUCGUCCCCACCGACCAGGAGCCCAUGACCUCCAGACCAAAGAUCCAGGCUGCGUGUUUCACAGCGCUGGGUUUCAUUUUCAUGUCCAUGAGCCUGACGUUCAUCGGGAUUGACUGGAUGACCGGAGAAAACCGAAAUCUCGGCGGCCAUUAAAGUGUUCGCCCCCAAGCCCUACAGCGACAGCAGCCCACCGCUGCGACCAUCCAUCCUGCGCUCCUCCCCAUUGGGGGGGAAGCAACCUUUCUGCUGGAAGGCUCGGGGCUUUUUGGCGGGAGUGCUUUUAUUAAUCAUAGGGGACAACCCCUUCCUCCAGAGCGAUGAGAGGAGCCCCGACUUGUCCCGUCACCCACCCAGCACCACCAGGAUCCAUCACAGGUGGUGUCGUUCCUCCGUUCUCACAUGAAGAGCUGACGGACAUGUUGACCAUUGCAGCCCCCUCAACCUUUAAAAAGAUAUUCGCCCUAACAGAAGCUAAAUGUGGUGCAGAUUUACAGUGUUUCUCAAAUGUUUUCAGACCCAGGAUUACUUACCCAAUAAAAGAAAACUCACAGACCAUCUAACUAGGGCUGGGCGAUAUGGAGAAAAUCAAAUAUCACGAUAUUUUUGACCAAAUACCUCGAUAUCGAUACCGCAACGAUAUUGUGCUGUUGACUAUUGGUGCUUUCACUAAAUAUUUACACAA